UCUAAAACAGAGUCAGAUCAGCCCAGGGACAAGCUCCUCACUCCUCACACCUCUCCUCCUCUCCUCCUCUCACUCCUCUCCUCACUCCUCUCCUCUCCACUUGGAUAUUAUUCGUCUGACCGAAGGCCGCCUCCAUCAUCAAGUGACAGCCCUCUCCUAUUUAUUUGCUUAUAAACCUGUUACAAUAAAUGAUCAUUGGAGCAACGUCAGCCGAGCAUUUUAACAACGAACAGCAACCACUUUUGAUGAAUGACAGUUUGCUGCUGCUGCUGCUGCUGCUGCUGCAUGUGCCGGGGAGGAUGCGCGUCUCAUCCUGAGCAGCAGUCGCUCGUCGAUUGCAUUCAGAUUCUUUCAUUCUGGCGUCUUGCUUAUAAAAAGCUUUAGAGGCAGUUAUUUAGAGACAGUUGCUGAGUUGCAUGCGGAUUUAAGCUCCGAUACAACUCAUUGCUGCUCCAGCCUCCUGGACAAGUGUUGUGGGUGUGGGUGUGUUGUGGUGUGGAGUGGUGUGUUGUGGGUGUGCUUGCGUGUGUGUGGUGUGUGUGUGCGUGUGUGUGGUGUGUGGGAGAGUGUGUGUGUGGGUUUUCUUCCCCUCCUUGUCUUGCACAGCUUAAUGAUGGAGAGGAUAAGAAAAGAGAUGAUAUUGAUGGAGAGAAGUCUGCACAGUCCCGUCGCAGGGAAGAGGCUCACAGACACGCCAGGAAACUCAGUGCUAGAGGCCCUGGAAAACUCUCAGCACAGCGGACGCCUAAGCCCGAGAAUAACUUCGGCUUCUCUCCAUGGAAAUCUUGGGGACAUCCCGACCAAGGGCAAGUUUGAAAUUGACAGUCUUUUCGGCACGCAGCACCACAGCAGCGACAACAACUCGUCGGCGGAAAUUUCCUCGUCAGAGAGCAGGAAGAAAAUGAGCCUUUACUCCGAAGUUUCGCAAGAAUCAGAUAUUAACAGUGAUGUGGAGGUGGGAUGCCCCGGUCACCGCUCCCCGAGUCAGCACAAGGAAAACAACAAAGGUUUUUCAGACAGUAAUUCAGCCACGUCCAACACGAGCUCAAACUCCCUCUCGAACAUGAACGGUAAUUCAACGGGAGGAUCGAACAAUUCAAAUAGCGACCAGGUCAGACGCUAUCGGACUGCUUUCACUCGGGAACAAAUCGGACGCCUGGAGAAAGAGUUUUACAGGGAAAAUUACGUCUCCAGACCACGACGAUGUGAAUUAGCGGCAGCGCUGAAUCUGCCCGAAACUACAAUUAAGGUGUGGUUCCAGAACAGGCGCAUGAAGGACAAAAGGCAGCGUUUGGCGAUGUCUUGGCCUCAUCCCGCAGACCCCAGCUUCUACACUUACAUGAUGACGCACGCGGCGGCAACAGGAAGUCUUCCUUACCCUUUUCAUUCGCACAUGCCUCUACAUUACUACCCGCACGUCGGUGUCACCGCAGCAGCGGCCGCCGCCGCCGCCAGCGGCGCCGCCUCGUCGCCUUUCGCCACCUCCAUCCGUCCCUUAGACACCUUCCGUGCUCUCUCCCAUCCUUACUCGCGGCCGGAGCUCCUCUGCGGCUUCAGGCACCCGGGACUCUACCAGUCGCCCGCAGGCCUGAACAGCUCCGCGGCGGCAUCGGCGGCGGCGGCAGCCGCGGCAGCGGCAGCGGCGGUGAGCGCGCCGUCCGCCACCGGGCCUUGCUCCUGCCUCAGCUGCCACAGCAGCCAGGCGGCGAGCGCGCUGGGCGCGAGGAGCACCAGCGCUGACUUUACCUGCACAGCUUCAGGCCAAAGAUCCGAGAGUGGAUUUUUGCCGUAUUCUGCUGCUGUUCUCAGCAAGACUUCAGUGCCGUCACCAGACCAACGAGAAGAGACUUCACUGAACAGAUAACUCAUCACGCAGCCAACGCCACACUUUCUUAUUGUGCUCUGUAUAGCCCUACUUUAUAGGGGAACUAAGCCUGUACUUUAAAUGUCACACCUGGGUGAAGCAUUCCGCACACACAAACACGGAAAUGUAUUUCUUUUAAAAUCUGAUUCCAGUUCAAAAUAACUCUUUAUAAUAUAAAAAAAGGACAAGAAUAGCUAAUCACCUACAUUUUUUGCAGCCCAUUAAGACUUUUCUAAAGGCUUGUGCCGUUGUGUUUGUGCCAGUGAACCAAUUUUUAAAUGGACUGUGCUGGAUGCGUAUUUGAAAGUAAAAAAAAUAACAGUGUACUCAUACAGUCCCCAUGCCUCGAUCAAGAUUGCAAGUGGAUGUUAUUUGUUUUGGCCGUUUCUACACACAUUUAACUUUAAAUGGACAGAGACUGGGUCACAUUCUAUAUCAUUUCUGCGGCUCAAAUCCAGCCCUGGCUACAUACCUUCACUUCUCUUGUUUAAAAGACACAAACGUGGGUAAUUAUACUGUCUAAAUAUAGAUAGCACAAGGUCCUGCUUGUGUGCCCAGCAGCAUAUCUUUCUUCACUAUAAGGCCUAAUAGACUGUGAUUUUGGCAGCAAUAGCUUCUCCAACACCCUGCCUCUGCUCUGUGGGGACACUCCUAAUCAGCUGGAAGGCGCAUAUAAUUUUGCACCGCGUCUUUCGUUGUCAAUUUUUAUGUUAAUAAUGAGAGGAUCAUGACAAAAAUUGCCAAUCAUGUACCUAGAUGGAGCUCCUUUGAAUACAUGACUGGAAGAAAGUUCCUCGUUUUGAGACCCGCUGUCAAGUGCUAACAACCCGCGGAGGGAAGUCAUUAGACAUACAAAAGACCUGGAACAAGGCGACAGUCCUGGUACACACAAAUGCACUGUAUAAAGAUAAUAUCUGACACAUGGAAGGCUAAAAUAUAUCAUAUACGCAGCAGCCUAUAAAGGCUGCCUCAAAAUGUUCUCUCUCUGGUAAUGGGAAAGUCUAUGAUACAUUGACCAUCCUCUUUAUUUACAUGGCUGAGGCUCAUUAUAUCAAACCCAGUAUUUUCAUAUGUGUAAUCCCUGUAGGAGCUUUUUCACUCAGCACGGUGACGGGACUGAGCAGCCAGCAAAGCGAAAGUUCAGAUACAAUAGUCUGGCUUUACAAUCUGUCUGCGCCAUGCUGUAAAAACAAAAAAUGGCUGCGUGCUAUUUUAUUCGUUCCUGUUGGGACAUCACCAAUAUGUUAAUUAUAAAACUGUAAAUUGUGAGAUAUUUUGCAAUUGCCAUGGAUAUUCCUACUGAUUAUAAAAAGAGUACAAAAACUAAAUUAUUGAUCCCUGAACUGUGGAUGGUAGGCUAUUUUUGAACACUUUUAUUAUUGUUUGUUUAUUUAUUUAUUUAUUUCGUGUGACUUGCUGAAUGUUUUUUGUUUUUUUAAUUAUUAUUUUUAUUAUUGUUGUUGUUGUUGUUCAAAAACACUGUGGAUGUACACUGUAACAGCCUACGAAUUGGCCUGUAAAAUCACCACUGGUCCAAAUUCACGAUUUGUAUUUCGUAGAGGGGGGGUAUUAAGACUGAAUUAUGGAGAUGGAGAACAUUUGUUUAUACUGUCCACUCAAAAGAGGCUUUAAAAAGGGCUGAUGAAUGAGCACUGAAAUUAAAUGAUGGAAACAGUA
Messenger RNA from Solea solea (common sole), 3541 nucleotides. It is a transcript of the gene evx2, whose product is annotated as even-skipped homeobox 2. Gene Ontology annotation, cellular component: nucleus. Gene Ontology annotation, biological process: regulation of transcription by RNA polymerase II. Gene Ontology annotation, molecular function: DNA-binding transcription factor activity, RNA polymerase II-specific; RNA polymerase II cis-regulatory region sequence-specific DNA binding. The coding region runs from base 611 to 1864 and encodes 417 amino acids. The transcript is spliced from 3 exons. The record is from RefSeq and is a predicted model, not a curated record. Lineage: Eukaryota; Metazoa; Chordata; Actinopteri; Pleuronectiformes; Soleidae.